AUGGCCUUUGUUUAUCAGGCUGAAAGAGAUCUUAAUCAAUCGGCAACUUAGGUUCCAGCUAAUGUUGGUCCAGGGACAUAUACCUUGUUGAAAAGUCAACCUCUCAGAUAAUCAGUUGCACCAUUCAAUAGUCAGACACUUCGUAGCAAACCUAUUAAGUAGAACUCUCUGCCAGGACCAGGGAGUUAUAAUGUCAAUUUUGUGAAUGCAGGAUAGAAGGUUGUGCUUCAAUCAACCCAAUCGGAAGUGCAAAUAUUGGAGAUGCCAAAGCAGCAUUCGGUGUUUGCUUCAAAAUGUCGCAGGUUUUAAGAGGGCUCCAAGAAUGAGAAUCCAGGUCCUGGGUCAUACGAGCCAGAAGUUAUUCAACAAUAACGGUACUAGAUGGCCACUCAAGAGAAUCUAGUAGAAUAGUUAAUGAAGUUAAAUAAAUACAAAUCAAUUCCCUCUAUUCCAAGCAAUUCCCAAAUUCAUGGUUACACUGAUAAUGGAAGUCUGGAGCUCAACAAAAGUCCAUAAGAUAUCCUCACAGGAUUAAAGAAUGAUUCAGUUGGUCCAGGACAGUAUGACUUGAAGGACUUGUUUGACUAAAACAAAAAUAAAGGGUUUAAUUGGCAUAAAUCAAAACAACCUAAAUUAGCUCCUGUGGUAUCAAAGGAAAAAUAAUUACUGGUGGGUCCAGGCAAUUACGAUAUCCAAGAAGAUAAUCAACCUCUUUACAAAUUGAUGCCUUCAGGGUCAUUCCAAUCAAAAACCCAAAGAUUGUUCGAUAUGGAAAGAGGAUAGAAAGCUCGUAGUUUUAUGCGAUAUCAAUUCGAAAAAAAGAGAAAUCAACUCUUGUCCAGUCCCCAAUUUGCUGAUCUUCAAGAUGAGGAAAUCGAAUACAUAGAGGAUGCCACUCCAGGUCCUGGAUAUUAUCAUAAAGAUUCCACAACUGCUUCAACCUAUUCUAAAUCAGCCACCAAAAUAGAAACAUAAUGUUUCGGCUCAAAAUAAAAAAGAUUUGGAGACGAACAAGUGUCUACCUCCAUUGGACCAGGAGAUUAUAAAGUCGAUGCCCAACUUGCCAAUAAGAGUCUAUCUUACAAAUAGCCACCAUUUAUGUCUUCCAAUAGUCGCUUUGAAGCUAAAUUGCAAGAAAAAAGACCAGGACCUUAAACAUAUAAUCCAAAAUAAACAUUAGAAUAUAAUUUGGUUAAGAAAUUAGAAAGGGCUCCGGUAGGGAAAUUUGGAUACAACUAACCUAGAUUUGAUGAUAACUAAUUUUAAGUGCCAUAACCAGGACCUGGAUCAUAUGAUUUUAGUAGAAAGAGCCCAGAAAAGGGAGCAUAAUCAGUCUUUAAAUCUUCAACUAAGAGAGCAGGACCUGGAUCAUAGAGUAAAUCUGAGAUUCCUGCUCCUGGGCAAUAUGAUCCAAAAAAUUAUACAAUUUAAUAUAAGACUAAGAUUGAGGAAGAGGAGGAUCCUGCUCUAAAGAUCUAAAAACCUCCCUUCAUGUCAUCCAUGCCAAGAUUUUAAAAUAAGGAAGAAAAGAAAAUUGAGGAACUUGAGGAAGAAGAAGAAAGCAUAAGAAAAAGUCCUUAGAAAGAAUCAUACAAAUUGCCCUUUUAAGUCAAAAAGCAUGCACCUCCUUUCAACAUACAAGAAAAGCGAUUUUAGUAUGAGAAUUCUAAAAACUAAUCUCCAGGUCCAGGUGAAUAUCAUGAUCCAUAAAGGAAUCCUUGGGAUAAGAAAACUUACAACAUCCAAUUCUCUGAAAUUUGA
Molecule: messenger RNA, 1761 nt
Organism: Paramecium tetraurelia
Lineage: Eukaryota; Ciliophora; Oligohymenophorea; Peniculida; Parameciidae
Exons: 8
Source: RefSeq, a predicted model, not a curated record